CAAGAAGAGGUUGGACAUCCCAGGAACGUAUCUCAACCAUGGUGCGGGUACCGGCUGUUCUGUUGACUGUGUGGGCAACCUUAUCUGUGGCGACUGCGGAUAAGGAAGCAUGGGUGACGAUGGCGCAGAAGACGCUGACGGAAGCCCUCCAACUUAAGCCGAACACCAACGUUGCCAAGAACGUUAUCUUCUUCCUGGGUGAUGGAAUGGGCGUGUCAUCUGUAACGGCCGGGAGAAUAUACACGGGCCAGACCGAAGGGCAGACGGGGGAAGAGAAGAUUCUGUCUUUUGAGAAAUUCCCCAAUGUUGGACUGUCUAAGACAUAUAACGUGGAUCGCCAAACAGCUGACUCAGCAGGAACAGCCACAGCCUUCCUGUGUGGGAUCAAGGCCAACUUAGGAACUCUCGGGGUCGCCGAGAGUGUGGCGAGGAAAGACUGUGAAGCACAGGAUGCUGGCAAAGUGACAUCUAUCCUCAAAUGGUCGCUGGAUGAAGGAAAGGCAGCUGGACUUGUGACAACUGCCCGCGUAACGCACGCCACACCUGCAGCCGGAUACGCCCACUCCGCAGAGAGAGACUGGGAGGGUGAGUCGACACCAACAAGAGUAACGUCACGGGGGAGGUGCAAGGACAUUGCGCAACAGCUUGUGGAUAACCUUGACCUUCAGGUGGUGAUGGGAGGGGGACGCCGCUACUUUCUACUCAACAACCAGACAGACCCGGAAACAGGAGAAAUCGACUCCAAACAGCGAGCUGAUGGACGUGACCUCAUUAAUGAUUGGAAAAACAGCAAAGGUGACAAGAAUGCAACGUAUGUAUGGAACAAGGCGCAGUUCGACUCCGUGAAUCCCGCCAAGACAGAUUACCUGCUUGGUCUGUUCCAGCCCUCCCACAUGCAGUACGAUAUAGAUCGCAAUUCUUCUGGUGACGGGGAACCGUCUCUGGCCGAGAUGACGACGAAAGCCAUUCAGAUCCUGAAAAAGAACGACAAAGGAUUCUUUCUGCUGGUAGAAUCCGGUCGUAUUGAUCAUGGUCACCACGAGACCUACGCCAAACGCGCGCUGCACGAGGUGAAGGCCCUCCACGAAGCCGUCCAGGCCACCAUGGACGUAAUCAGUGACAAAGACACUCUCGUCGUCGUCAGCGCCGACCACUCCCACGUCUUCACAAUCGGCGGCUACCCCUCAAGAGGCAACAAUAUCCUUGACAAGGUGAACCGUGUGCCGAACUACAGGGACCCCUUAGACAUGAUGCCCUACACCACCCUGGGAUAUGGGAACGGCCCUGUGGUCCGCGAGAACCUCACUGAUGUGAACACAACAGCCGACGUGGAUUACCGUUUUACGAGUGCAGUCCCAUUGGCGUAUGAAACUCACGGAGGUGAAGACGUUGCUAUAUACGCCCAGGGUCCUAUGGCGCACCUGUUCCAUGGGGUGCACGAGCAGAACUAUAUAGCGCACGUCAUGGCCUACGCGUCGUGCGUAGGGAUCAACAAGAAGCACUGCGAUGAGGUCGAACCUGCAAACGGAAGUGGACAGAACAUUGUGUAUUUCUACACUAUUAUUUCCGGUUUACUAUUAGCUGUGCUGUUGUCAGGGAUGAGACACUGAUGGUGAUUGUGAUGUCCAUUUAUAUCAACUGGUGUAACAAAUAUUCAUGUUAUUAUUAUCAACAUAUUUUUUUCAAUUUCUUAAUAAAAAAACAUCCCCCACGACACAACUCCAGCCGACGCUAUUUAUAAUUUUCUACGAGAUUUUACAUAAGGGACCAAUGACUGUAUUUAGCUAUAGCUUUAUAAUUUACUCACCGCUGGAAACGCUUCUCAUGGGUUCUUUUUGUUAUGUGAUGCAAAGGUCAAGAGUUCGCUUGUCUUGCCGAUUAUUUCUGAGGUCCUGCCGAAAUGUUUCUAAAAGCUGCGUUUGUUCAAUAGCAACUGUUUGAAAGUCCAAAAUAUACACCGCUAGUACUUGAAUCAAAGACAUCAGGGUGCGGGUGGCACACCAGACACCUAACAUUGUGGGAUCGAAUCCUUGUGUGUCCCUUUAUGUUUUUAUGUUUGAAGGUACCAUAGUAGUGCUAUGCUUCUUCCGGUUUCAUCAAAAUGGUUAGCUUCUGACACCUGCAUCACUGCCUCCGCCAUUUAGCUGACGAGCUAACAAUAUAUACAGAGUUUAAAGUGGCAUUAACUCAUCUCACCCAAUAAACCAAUCAACAAAA
Haliotis rubra (blacklip abalone) is the source of this 2217-nucleotide messenger RNA. RefSeq names its product alkaline phosphatase-like. Gene Ontology annotation, biological process: dephosphorylation. The record is from RefSeq and is a predicted model, not a curated record. NCBI's taxonomy places the organism in Eukaryota, Metazoa, Mollusca, Gastropoda, Lepetellida, Haliotidae. Gene Ontology annotation, molecular function: alkaline phosphatase activity.